AUGGACAACAGCAGUGAAGUGGUGGUCUGGGAGAAGUUAAAUGACGCUAGUUAUGUCUCAAUAGGAGUGUAUCUUAUCACUCUGGCCCCAACAGCCAUUUUUGGAAACUGCCUCGUUCUUUUUGUAUUCUGGCGGAAGAGUUUGUACAAGAGACCGGUAAACUGGUUUAUUGUCAACCUAGCGGUGGCGGAUCUAAUAGUGUCCCUUUUUGCACAUCCAAUGUCAGCGACCACCGCCUUUACCAAGAGAUGGAAUCUUGACGUAGUAGGUUGUCAAGUGUACGCCUUCAUCAGUUAUACAGGUGCUUGUAACAACAUCAUGACCUACGCUGCUAUUAGCUAUUUCCGAUGUCAAAUUGUCUGCAAAAACAGAUACAUAGCUCGAGUUAAAUGUGGGCGGGUCCUUGUCACGUUGGUGGCGAUCUGGACCUUCAGUUUGUUUUGGACUAUUUCCCCGCUCCUGGGUUGGAACACUUAUGAACUAGAGCCGUACAGUAUAACCUGUAGUAUCCGUUGGACGGGGCAUUCUCUGGGGGAUAAGUCCUAUGUCUGGUUGUGUCUCCUGUUUGUCUUUAUAUUCCCGCUGUCUGUCAUGAUCUUCUCCUACAGUAAAAUUGCCAAUCAUGCACGGCGGCUCUCGUUAACCACACAACCAAGCGAAAUCGAGAACAAGUCGAAGUUUCUGUACAACUUGGAGCGCGGGGCAACAAGGAUUUCCCUUAUGAUGACAAUGACAUUCGUAUUUACAUGGACGCCAUACGCCAUUUUAUCCACAGUAGCCGCAGCUGGCAUCAACAUCACAUCUCCUGUCGUUUUACUACCUACACUUUUCGCUAAAUCAUCUUGUGCUUACAACCCAUUUAUGUUCUUUCUAAGCCACAAUACAUUCAAAUCAUUCAAAUGGGGUUUCGCUUCGUGCACUAAAAACAAUGCAGAGGAUUCUGGGAAAUUGUACGUGAACAAGGUUAAAUUUAACAAUCGAGUGGAACCGUCUGAGUUACCCAGGUGUUCCACAGGUGAGAGGAAUGUACCACAGACUAUAAAGCAACACCACAGCACAGGCGUAACACUAACAAUUUCUGAUGUUGAAGAAACUGGUAUAUAACGUAAAUCAGCACAUGUGUUUCAAAUUAAUCAAGUAAGG
Molecule: messenger RNA, 1143 nt
Organism: Saccostrea cuccullata (small rock oyster)
Lineage: Eukaryota; Metazoa; Mollusca; Bivalvia; Ostreida; Ostreidae
Product: rhodopsin, G0-coupled-like
Exons: 5
Coding region: 1-1104 (367 amino acids)
Biological process (GO): phototransduction; G protein-coupled receptor signaling pathway; cellular response to light stimulus
Cellular component (GO): plasma membrane
Molecular function (GO): G protein-coupled photoreceptor activity
Source: RefSeq, a predicted model, not a curated record